AUGUCCUCUCUGCUACUUUCAAGACAGGGCCCCCUUGCCCAUGUCUGGCUAGCAUCCAAUUAUGACAAGAAACUAUCCAAACAUCAGCUCUUAAACACAAACAUUGUUACAUCCUCGAAAAUCCUAUCCAGCAAGCAGCUUCAGUCGCUGAAUAUUUCUGGUGGAACGGAAAACACCAUUACGUUGAGACUUUCUGGCCAAUUACUUUUGGGUAUUGUCAGGAUUUACUCAAGGAAAACAAAAUAUCUUCUUGACGAUAUCAAUGAGACAUUGUACAAGUUGAAGAACUCCUUUAAAUAUGCCAGUGGAGCUACUUUAGGGUCCGGACCCGUCAGCACAGUCAACUUGCCACCACAACAAACAACAUUAUCGAACUUUUCCCGAACAUUGCUCGAGGACCAGGUCACAGAUCUUGAUCUCUUCUACCAGGAGGAUUUAAGAUUAGAUGAACCGGAACAAAUGAUCACCGCCGAUACUUUUUCAUCUGAAGUUAAUUCCUUCAACAGACCAGAAGGUGCUCCCGAGUACGAUCAGUCAGUAGAGAUAGCUAGAGGUGCGGAAGAUAUGGAUUUGGACUUUGACCUUGAUUUGGAUCACUCGAUCGAACAUGGAAGAGACGCACAGAUGCCAAUGUCUGAAGGAGAUACUUCUGUGGUUGAUUUACCUGGUAAGGAUAGCUCUGUUUUGGAAGGAAUGGAGAGUGCCUUAGAUUUCGAUUUGGAUUUGCCUUUAGAAACAAUUGAGGAACGACAAGAAACAGCAGAAGCAUCAGAAACUGCACCUGUUCGAACAGAAUUAACCACCAGAAGAAGAUUGGUGGGAGUUAUGGAGGACGGUGUAAUAAAAACCACCAAAAGAAGAUUGGUAGUGGAUGAGGAAGAUGAAUUGGAGCGAGGAUUACCAAACAACGUCCUCAAAAGCAUCCAGCAUUUGCAAGCACACGGAGGAUUUACCGGGGAAAUGAUAGAGCUCAAGUUAUCAGAGCUGGAGAAGAUGAGUUUAAUCUACGAACUUGCGGAAACGUCAAGCAUCAAAAAGAGAAAGAUCUGGAAUCUGGACGAGCUUCUCAGGCAGACAUGUGAUGCGUUGGCUGAUGCUGAACACGAAGGUCAUUCUCCCAACAUGGACUUUUCGUUUGAUAAUAACAUGGACUUCGACUUAUCCUUGCCUGGUCUUGAAUCGAGUGGCGAGCCUCAGUCGGAGGAUGACAAUGACAUCGAAAAUGACGAUCAAAAUGGCAUCGAAAAUGUCAAAGGAACUAUCCAAGUUGCAGAACAUUUAAGAAACACUUUUUAUGAAAAUCCAACGGUGACUCUUGAUGAACUUAUGCGCAAGGACAUACAAAACCCAGACAAUACUCCUUUAGGUGCAAUUAAGAAGACGGAAACAGGGUUCAAAAUUAGCAAGAGAAGAGAAGCGACUAAAUGUUUCUUUGAAUUAUUGGUUUUAGCAUCACAAGAUUGUGUCUCACUUGAACAAGACGAAACCACUUCUGUUACCCAUUUAGGAAGCGACUUGACUAUUAGGCCCAGAGACAAAUUAAUAUCGACUUUUGUAUAA
This is a messenger RNA of Clavispora lusitaniae ATCC 42720, 1560 nucleotides long. RefSeq names its product kleisin alpha (gene MCD1). The record is from RefSeq and is a predicted model, not a curated record. Gene Ontology annotation, biological process: replication-born double-strand break repair via sister chromatid exchange; mitotic sister chromatid cohesion. Lineage: Eukaryota; Fungi; Ascomycota; Pichiomycetes; Serinales; Metschnikowiaceae. Gene Ontology annotation, molecular function: chromatin binding; protein binding. Gene Ontology annotation, cellular component: mitotic cohesin complex.